Microsporum canis CBS 113480 is the source of this 591-nucleotide messenger RNA. RefSeq lists its product as uncharacterized. The transcript is spliced from 3 exons. Lineage: Eukaryota; Fungi; Ascomycota; Eurotiomycetes; Onygenales; Arthrodermataceae. The record is from RefSeq and is a predicted model, not a curated record. Bases 1 to 591 code for a protein of 196 amino acids.
AUGGUUCUCUCACGAUCACCCGCCCUCCGGUCACUCUGGGCUCAGUCGAGACGGUACUCGGCUCCCAGAGUGCCGACUGCUCGAGCAUGGCAGCGAGUUUCUCGAAGAGGCUAUGCCGACCACGCCGGACAUGGCUCUCACGAAGCUGGAAGUGAUAUUCCUUGGUUGCUUGGUUCCGUUGCAUUCACUCUCCCGGCCGCAUACUACCUCUAUCAGUCAGGCCCCGCUGGGAAGUCCGGCCACGAUGCCCACGCACACGUUGAACACGCAGUUGAGAAGGUGAAGGAGGUCGUCAGCGAGCCAGUCAAGGAAGAGGCCAAGCCAGAGCCAGCUGCUGAGCCAAAGCCUGAGCCCGAAGAGCCCGAGACCAAAGAGUCCAAGGUCGAGGAGGAGCCAAAGUCUGAAGAAGCACCAAAGGCCACUGAAGCUGAGGAGAAGCCUAAGGAAGAAGAAAAGGCCGCUGAAUCCCCUGCUGAGAAGACCGAGGAAGAGGAAAAACCAAAGGCCCAGGAAGUGAAGGAGGAACCUGAAGAGGACAAGACUCCUAACCCAAAGGCCCCAUCCGAGGAGCCAGCCACCAAAUCUAGCUAG